UUGAGCAAUGUAGCGAUGGCGAUGUACAUGUUCUAGUUCUAGUUCUACAGGUAUUUUCAGCAGUUUUCUGACCAUGUUUUGGUGUCAUUAGCGUAGUAAUUUUGGUCAACAUCUCUCAAGUUUAAUUAUGUGUUGUGCUCAUUACAAUUUUCAAUGAUUCUAAAUCAAUCCCUGGAGUUUUCAUGCAAAAGAACUGAAACCGAUUCAACUUUCGUCUGAAAACACUGCUUCAUGACUUGAAGAUCUUUCGAAAGGACCGUCUCACCAAAUCAGUUGCAUUAUCAUGGGCAUUACAGGAUUGAUACCGUUCCUCGAGAAAGCCUCUCAACCUGUCAAUAUUUCUCAGUUUUCUGGUUGUACUGUCGCAGUGGAUGCUUACUGUUGGCUGCAUAAAGGAGCAUUUGCCUGUGCUGAAAAACUUGCCAGAGGAGAUCAUACUGAUCAGUAUGUGUAUUACUGUAUGAAGUAUGUGAAUAUGCUACUGCAUCAUAACAUUAAGCCAAUUCUUGUUUUUGAUGGAGGUCAUCUAAAUGCCAAAGCUGACACUGAAAAGAAACGGAGAGAGUCUCGAGAAGUGAACCGGAGGAAAGCUGCUGAACUCUUACGCUUGGACCGACCAAAUGAAGCUAAAACAUUCUUGCGGCGAUGUGUGGAUGUUACCCAUGAAAUGGCUUUAAAUCUCAUUCAAGAGUGUCGCUCGCGAAACGUCGAUUGCAUUGUGGCACCUUUUGAAGCAGAUGCUCAACUUGCAUACUUUAGUCUGAACGAUAUUGCAGACAUUGUGAUAACAGAAGACUCAGAUCUUUUGCUUUUUGGCUGUAAAAAAGUUUUGUUUAAAAUGGACGUAAAUGGCAAUGGUUUGUUGGUGGAUCAAAAAAAACUUCACCUUGCAAUGGGAAUAAGGGAAAGUGCAUUCUCUCUAGAAAAGUUCCGUCAUAUGUGCAUACUUUCCGGCUGUGAUUAUUUACCCUCAUUGCCUGGCAUUGGAUUGGCUAAAGCUUGUCGUUUCAUCACACGAUCUAUAGAACCUGACAUACACAAGGCUUUGACAAGACUGCCGACUCAUUUAAACAUGUCUCAGCUCAGUGUUACGCCUGAGUAUCGGGAUAAAUUUGUGGAAGCAGACUUGGUGUUUAAACACCAACCAGUUUUUGAUCCUUUCAAACGCAAAAUUGUGCCUCUCACUGAUCCUCCAGAAGAUGUGUCGCUCUCAGACCUGUGGGUUUUACGGCCUGACGAUCAAGCUGAACAAUUAGCCCUAGGAAAUUUGAAUCCUUUUUCAUUGAAAAAAAUGGACGACUGGCAUCCUAAUGCAAAAGAGAAACAGCUUAAAAGGAGCAAAAGUUGGAAUGGAAAAGCUCCCCAUAAAAGUAUUUGGUCGCCAGACUUUCUCGAAGCCUUAAAGAAAAAAAGAGAAGAAAUUGAAAAGAAGAAAAAAGCUGGGUCUGCUUUUGUCAUUCCCUCCACUCUUGGGAAGCAGGUUGUUCAAAAAGCACAAACUCCAACGAAAAAGAGAGUCAGCGAAGAUUUUGAAGAUGAAAAGAAACAGUUUAUUGAAAUGUACGGGUCUUAUGAACAACCAGCGAAAAGGUUACGUAUGGAAGAUCAUGGUCUAGAUGAGCCAAUAGAAGAAGAUGACUCUCCAAUUAAACCCAAAACUCCGGUCCGCGUUCCCUUUUCUAAAUCCGAGGUUUCCCCUGUAAAACAGUCUAAAUCAACAAGCAAGCACAAACGGACAGUCCUUGAUGACAACAUCAUUUUAGUUAGUGGUUACUUUUGCAACUCACCUGAACCUGAACCUGAAAUCAAGCAAAAUUCCCAAGAAAUUGAGUCAUCACAAGACUUUUUGGAUGAACCAAUAGAAGAUCUCGCAGAAUUAGACAGGACAUGUCAGGCAGCAGAGCUUUUGAGUUCAUACCAUCGCAAACCUCUUGUAGAUAUUAAAAAUACUUCUCCUCCAACCUCCCCUGAAAAAAUGAAAUUAUCUGAUCUUUCGCCACCUCCAAGUCCUGAACUCAUUACCAGUAAAUCUGCCAAGCCAAGUAUGAAUCCUUUUAGUAAGAAAUGUAGAGGGCAGAAAGAUGAGAAUGAAAGCCUAUUAGAUACUAUCGACGAAAAGACUCAGGAAGCGGUAGAAGAAACCAAACGUGAUGUGAUUUGUGCCAAAAAUAGAAGCUCUAACUCUGAGUCCAAAAGUAGAACUUUAGAAAUCCUUGAUAGUUCCAAAAUAGAUUCUUCAUGUGAAAAAAACAAAAGCUUCAACACUGAAAUUGAUAUUAGUAAUAGAGGAACCAUAGGUGUUUCGCAUGAAAAUUCAUCAAACAAAAAACUUGCUAGACAAGACGUCGAAAGUAAGCCAUUCAGUUCAUCUUCCACCAUUCUCGAAGAACUAUCUACGACCUCCAGUCAACUUAAUAGUACAAAUUCUAAUGGUGGAUCCGCAGGUAACUUUAAUUGGGCCAAAAAAUUUGAUAAAUAUAGAUCUUCAACAAUUCGCUAUCAAAAAUCACCAGCAUCUAGUCAAGAAUUCAAAAGUCCUGCUCAGAACUGCUCAACUACUUCUCCGCCAAAAACCCAGCCCGAAGAAGUGUGUAAGGAUACUCCUGUUAAAAUAGAUAGCAAUGAUACCAGUUUUUCGGAAAAGAGUCAAAAUGAAGAAGUGGAUACAUUCCCUAUCAAGGAACACUCUUUUUUGCGUCCAACUCUCUCCCAGGAGUCUGAUGAAGGCUUUUGUAGCCCUAGCAUGGAAGUUAAGUCAAAGAAAGGAACAUUCUCCUUAAAACAAGCAACCCCAACUUCUACUCGAAAAUCUUUAACUCCGUCCGCUUGCCGUAGAGUUGGACUCAGCAAAAAGUCACCAACUACCGACUUGAAACAAAGUUCACUAAAAAGUUUUCUCUUUAAGCCCAAGCCAAAACUGAACUGAAUAUUUUCUUCCAUUCCUAUCAUUCUAAUUCACCUUUGGAUGCUUUUAUCUUUUGUGAUAUUCCUCUAUUUGUUUACUGUUAUUAAAAAUAGGUUUAAGUUUUUUAAGACUUAUUGGUAUUUUAUAUCGAUAUUGAUUAAGGCUUUGCAAAAUUGUUGCAUACAUGACGCGUUAGCAGAAGAUUUGCAUCUUUGAAAAAUGAGAUAUUUUAUCUGUUCCUUGGUAUUUUUUAUCACACUGCCAAUCUCAGGUUGUGGUGCAAAGCAGAAGUUCUUCACUUCUCUUUACUUCACCGCUAAUAACCGUAAAAAAAAAGUGUGGCCUUAAUUAAAAUAGUAUGUACUUGUAGUCAGUCUCACAGGCUUCUUUUUACUUACUACCAUAAAUAGUCUGCGUUAGAAUGUGUUUUUCAACUCCCAGAUUUCUUGUGUGAACAUCAUUGAAACUGUCAUCAGAGCUCUUGGCCGUGCGACUUCUCAAUUUUCUUAUAUUGAAUUUUCAAUAGUCCUGCUUCGUGUGAUAUUAAAAUGAUUAACUCCUAGAAAGGACAAUGGCUGUGAUGUUUCAUUGAACAGGAGGAUUUGCGGUUUUUAUACCUUUCUGUAAUUUCAGCAUCUAGUAACUCUACAAUAUCUGAAAUUAUUAAUUUAGCAUUCUUAGUGUGAACAAUCUUCAAUCUUAGCUAUGAAAAUGAAAACUUGAAAUUCUUUCAGUCCAUCUCAUCAUAAUGUUUUUGAAGAUCAGAAAAUAAUUUUUGAUAAACCUGACUUGCUCAUUGUUCAUGCAAUACCUCUUAAUUAAAAGUGCUGUAUGUAGUAUCUUAAAUUUUACAAAUCCACCCUUCUGAGUUCGUCUUUAAACAUCAUGAUUUACAUGGACUUAGCUCGGUAUUUUUUUUUGGUGCUGAUACAAUCACACUUUAGAGAGAUUAAUGCAUUGAUCAUUGUCUUUAUCCCAAUUUUCCUUUGUUAAGGUUUUGGAUUAAUUGAAACAAAGUAUUUUUGUUUUCCUUGCCAUCUCUAACAUCGAUUGUAAGUGCCAAAAUGUACAAGAUUGUUUUUUAUUACUCCUUCCCCAAUAAAUGCUUUGGCUAAAUGGUCACAUCGAAAGUGCCUAGAGCUGCGUUGCUAAACUCUCCGGAGGAUUGGGAGCGGAGAGUCUUGGAGAAUUACCCGGAGGGUUGACGUCAUCUCUUCAGUCUCUCCGCGUUGUUGGGUCCGCCGGAUUCUGUUUUGUUUACACUUCAAUUUUAAGUUAAGUUUCUUUAUUCAUUUCGUUUUCGCUAUCGAUAAUUUAAGGGAAUGAAUUAAAUCAUAACUUACGAGCAUUCAUUCGUUCAAACCCUUCUAGUGGAAGCUCCGUAGUUAUUCUCGUCGCAAAGUUAAAAAUGAAAUCUACAAACAUUUUCAUCUUUAAAUAUUUAAAAAUUCUAAAACUCACUGCAUAAGCAGAAAAAAAGGCGCGAGAAUGCUGAACGCCUAUAUUCUUACAUCAGUCUCCAGCUUUUGGUCUCCAGCUCUCCGACCUCUCAGCUGGAGAGCAGUUUGGAGACUGACGUAGCAUGACGUAGCAAGUCUCCGGGUAAUUCCUCCAGAGUCAGAACAACGGUUGUUUACGUCUUCGGGUAACUCCGGAGACUUUAGCAACGCAGCUUAGUUAUCAUUUUAGCCAAAAUUUUAAUAAUGAAAGACUGCUCUCUUUGAUUCUUGAGGGACAGAUGAACUUAGAUUGAGUCUAGCUAGUAAGGGUCUUCCCGUUAUUUAUAUCUCAACACUUUGAAAUCAUUUUAUAAUAUUAUGGUUUUUUAAAAUACAAUAAAAAAGUUAAUUUGUCUA
Molecule: messenger RNA, 4761 nt
Organism: Bemisia tabaci
Lineage: Eukaryota; Metazoa; Arthropoda; Insecta; Hemiptera; Aleyrodidae
Gene: tos
Product: Exonuclease tos
Biological process (GO): mismatch repair; DNA recombination
Cellular component (GO): nucleus
Molecular function (GO): 5'-flap endonuclease activity; 5'-3' DNA exonuclease activity; DNA binding
Source: RefSeq, a predicted model, not a curated record